This is a messenger RNA of Pimephales promelas (fathead minnow), 2155 nucleotides long. NCBI's taxonomy places the organism in Eukaryota, Metazoa, Chordata, Actinopteri, Cypriniformes, Leuciscidae. The record is from RefSeq and is a predicted model, not a curated record.
UCGCCCUCUAUUGGACAGAGGCGACAGUGGCGCUCAUUUACUGAAUCUUCCCGCUCGUUUCUUAGUCUGCAUUUACUGGACUGAGAGAGGCUGAUUCUGAAUGGAGAUAUAAUCCUGAAUUUUUGCUCUCUGUGAAAUUUUACAGAUCAGCUCCCCCAUCUCUGGAAUUCAUCAUCAGUGAAACUUCUCCCACUGUUGUCACAUCAUCAGCGAAGCUCCUCCCACAGUAAUUCAGCAAUAAAUGCUGUAAAUUCCCAUCAGCUACAAGUGAAGACGAGCAUCAGGAAGAGCUGAAAUCUGCAAAGACUGAGUUUAUUAAAGAGGACAGUGAGAACAUGAGUGAUCCAGAACCCUGCAGAAUGAAACACACUGAAGAUCCUGAAGAACAAAGAGACCCGUUGGAAGUGAAGGAGGAGAGAGAAGAACUGAGUGAAGUGGAGGAGGAACAUCAUGUCCAACCUGGAGGAAAACCCUUGAGUCACUCAAAGACUAAAAAUACAUUUUUAAAGAAAAUAAGAGCCGAGAAAUCUUUCACCUGCACUCAGUGUGGGAAGAGUUUAACAACCAAACAACAUCUUAAUCUUCACAUGAUGAUCCACACUGGAGAGAAACCGUUCUCAUGCGAUCAGUGCGGGAAGAGAUUCACACAAUCAGGAAACCUGAGGAUGCACAUGAGGAUCCACACUGGAGAAAAACCUUACAAGUGUUCACACUGUGACAAGAGAUUCAGUGUGUCAUCACAUCUGAAAAAACAUGAGAUGAUCCACACUGGAGAGAAGCCGCACACGUGUGAUCAGUGCGGGAAGAGUUUCUCUUGUAAAAGUGACCUGAAGAUACACAUGAGGAUCCACACUGGAGAAAAGCCAUACAAGUGUGUUCAGUGUGGAAACAGUUUCACAUUAAAACGUAAUCUUGAGGUUCACAUGAGAAUUCACACUGGAGAGAAGCCGUUCACGUGUGAUCAGUGCGGGAAGAGUUUCUCUAAUAAAGCUGACCUGAGGAUUCACAUGAGGAUCCACACUGGGGAAAAACCUUACAAGUGUUCACACUGCGACAAGAGUUUCAAUUACUCAGUCAAUCUGAAAACACAUGAGAGGAUCCACACUGGAGAGAAACCGCACACGUGUGAUCAGUGCGGAAAGAGUUUCUCUUGUAAAGCUGAACUGAAGAUACACAUGAGGAUCCACACCGGAGAGAAGCCGUUCUCAUGUGAUCAGUGCGGGAAGAGUUUCAGACAAUCUUCACACCUUAAUGUUCACAUGAUGAUCCACACUGGAGAGAAGUUGUUCACAUGUCAUCAUUGUUGCAAAACGUUUCUAAGGGCAUCAGAGCUGAAGAGACACCUGAGAGUUCAUACGAAGGAGAAGCCGCAUUCAUGUUCUGUGUGUGGAAAGAGUUUUUCACUGCUGACAACUUUACAUAGACACGAGAAAACUCACACUGGUGUGAGAGAGUACAUGUGCUUUGAGUGUGAGAAGACUUUUAUUACAGAAAAUAGUUUAAAGGUGCACCAGAGAAUUCACACUGGAGAAAAACCUUACAAGUGUUCACACUGUGACAAGACAUUCAGUGACUCAUCACAUCUGAAAACCCAUGAGAUGGACCACACUGGAGAAAAACCUUACAAGUGUUCACACUGUGACAAGAGAUUCAGUCAGGCAGGAAAUCUGAAAACACAUGAGAUGAUCCACACUGGAGAGAAGCCGCACACGUGUGAUCAGUGCGGGAAGAGUUUCUCUAUUAAAACUAACCUGAAGCGACACAUGAAGGUCCAUGCGGUGGAUAAACCACUGAAACACAGUCUGAAAUCACGCUAAGAUGAUUUUCAUGUGAUGAGCAACAAAGUCUCUUCUGUGUAAGUUAGCCACACAUCACCCGAUAGCCACAUCUCUCCUCUCCACCUAUAGUUGGUGUGUGGUGAGCACAGGACACUUUGUUGAUUGAUUGAUAUCUAUUAGCUUGUGUUCAACCGACAGGAAUGUGUAAUUCGUCAGUUCAAGUCAAAGCAAAUAUAUAUACAGGGCUCUAGACUGCGAUAUUUGAGAUAUUUGGCAAAUUGUUAUCUGCUCAAUUCCAGAUGUACUGAUCAAUCAGUCCUUCCAGAAAAACGCGGAGUUUUUUUGUGAUUGUUGCGGACAAAAAUCCUUGAUUACGC